Molecule: messenger RNA, 10108 nt
Organism: Amphiprion ocellaris (clown anemonefish)
Lineage: Eukaryota; Metazoa; Chordata; Actinopteri; Pomacentridae
Product: disco-interacting protein 2 homolog C-like
Exons: 38
Coding region: 322-5193 (1623 amino acids)
Source: RefSeq, a predicted model, not a curated record
GACGGCAGCGGUGAGGCGCAGCAAACCGAGCCUCAUCAUCAUCAUCAUCAUCAUCACCACCGUACCGCCGCCACGACCACCGCAACGGCAGCCGACCGAGCCGAGCGACACACCGGGCUUUACCGAUUCCAGGAGCCGGGCGCCAUGGCGGGCCGCCGCUAGGAGCACCGAGAUUUAGCCUCUUUGUUCUCCCUCGACGCCGCGCCGAGUUUCCGCGCCUCCGCCGAGGAGGGGCCGCCGAGGAGCAGCUUUCCGAGCGGAGGAGGAGGCGGCAGGAGCAGCAGCCACUACCGGGGAGGUGUUUUCUACCGAGCCAGCCGAAUGGCGGACCGAGAGGCGUCGCCGAUCCCGCUGGAGAUCCGAGCCCGGCUAGCGGAGCUGGAGCUGGAGCUGUCAGAGGGCGACAUCACUCAGAAGGGUUAUGAGAAGAAGAGGUCCAAGCUGAUCAGGGCAUAUGUUCCCCAUGCUGGAGGAAUGGAAGGUCCGAUGUCCCACCGGGCUCCACUCGGACCUCCGUCUGCCGCCAGGUUCCACCGACGGAGAACCUCCGGCACCAGAGAUGAGCGCUACCGAUCAGACGUCCACACUGAGGCGGUUCAGGCUGUGUUGGCGCGCCACGUGGAGAGGAAGGUUGCCGUGCCGAUGCCCUCAAAACGACGAUCGCUGGUGGUGCAGACCUCCAUGGACGCCUACACGCCUCCAGGCCUGUCCCCCCUGUGCUCAGACUCGUCGUCGGGCUCCGAGGAGGAGGCGGGGCCAGGCGACGACAUGUCGGGCAUGGAGCACUGGAUGAGCCGCCCGUCACAGCUAGGCCCCGCCCACCUGGGCUCCACCUCCUCCUCGUCCUCGUCCACUCAGAGCGGCGGCAGCGGGAACGCCGGGCGGCUGGCCGACUCGCUGGCGCACACGCACAUCUCACACCUGGCGCACACACACCUGGCGCACACACACCUGGGCCAGUCGCACCACCAGCAGAGCCACCUGUCGCAGUCGCACCACGGUAUCGGCCACCUGUCCCUGAAGAGGAAGGGAGCUCUGAGUGUCGCUGAGAACGGAGGAUCUCUGCGACGGUCCUGCGAGUUUGGAUCCGACAUGUUGUGGCCGCCGCCGUUGGAGUCGGACGAAAACCACUCGGCCCCUCCGGAUGUGACGGGGUACUCGUCGGACUCGUCCCACUCCCACACCGAGCGUCACCACAUGGCCAACAUGGGAACGAUUGCCAGGAACACGCAGAAGUACGGCAACGCAGAGCGCAUGGAGACCGGCGACGGUGUUCCGGUCAGCAGUCGUGUGUCGGCGAAGAUCCAGCAGCUGGUGAACACACUGAAGCAGCCGCGCAGACCUCCGCUCAGAGAGUUCUUUGUUGAUGACUUUGAUGAGCUUCUGGAAGUCCAGCAGCCCGACCCCAACCAGCCCCGACCCGAGGGGGCUGAGAUGAUGCCGGUCCGAGGGGAGGCUCUGGGGGUCGUCACCAACUGGCCUCCGUCCCUGGAGGCGGCGCUCCAACGCUGGGGAACCAUCUCCCCUAAAGCACCCUGCCUCACGAGCCUGGACACGGCCGGGAAGCCGCUCUACGUGCUCACAUACGGGAAGCUCUGGUCUCGCAGCAUCAAGCUUGCCUACAACAUCCUCCACAAGCUGGGCAGCAAGCAGGAGCCCAUGGUGCGACCGGGAGACCGGGUGGCGCUGGUGUUUCCCAACAACGACCCGGUGGCCUUCAUGGUGGCCUUCUACGGCUGUCUGCUGGCUGAGGUGGUCCCGGUUCCCAUCGAAGUGCCGCUCAGCCGCAAGGAUGCCGGCAGCCAGCAGAUUGGCUUCCUGUUGGGCAGCUGUGGCGUUACCGUGGCGCUGACCAGUGAUGCCUGCCAUAAGGGUCUCCCCAAGAGCGCAACAGGAGAAAUCCCACAGUUCAAAGGUUGGCCGAAGCUGUUGUGGUUUGUAACCGAGUCGAAGCAUCUCUCCAAACCUCCCAGAGACUGGUUUCCUCACAUCAAGGACGCCAACAACGACACUGCUUAUAUUGAGUAUAAAACCUGUAAGGACGGCAGCGUUCUGGGAGUCACUGUGACCCGGAUCGCUCUGCUCACCCACUGCCAGGCGCUCACCCAGUCCUGCAGCUACACUGAAGCCGAGACCAUAGUGAACGUCUUGGACUUCAAGAAGGACGUCGGCCUGUGGCACGGCAUCCUGACGAGCGUGAUGAACAUGAUGCACGUGAUCAGCGUUCCCUACUCGCUGAUGAAGGUCAAUCCUCUGUCGUGGAUCCAGAAAGUCUGCCAGUACAAAGCUAAAGUGGCCUGUGUGAAGUCCAGAGACAUGCACUGGGCUCUGGUGGCCCACAAAGACCAGAAGGACAUCAACCUGAGCUCGCUGCGCAUGCUGCUGGUGGCCGACGGAUCAAACCCCUGGUCCAUCUCCUCCUGCGACGCCUUCCUCAACGUCUUUCAGACCAAAGGGCUGAGAGGCGAGGUCAUCUGUCCCUGCGCCAGCUCCCCCGAGGCCCUGACGGUGGCCAUCAGGAGGCCGGUGGAGGACAGCAGCCAGCCUCCGGGUCGAGGCGUCUUGUCCAUGCAGGGUCUGAGCUAUGGAGUCGUCAGGGUCGACACCGAGGAGCGUCUGUCGGUGUUGACGGUUCAGGACGUGGGAACGGUCACACCAGGAGGCCUGGUCUGUGUGGUGAAGCCUGAAGGCGUCCCUCAGCUCUGUCAGACUGAUGAGAUCGGAGAACUGUGUGUUUGUUCCAUCGCCACGGGAACGUCUUAUUACGGCCUGACAGGGAUGACCAAGAACACCUUCGAGGUUUACCCGGUGAGCUCCGGAGGCGGCCUGAUCAGCGAGUACGCCUUCGUCCGCACCGGCCUGCUGGGCUUCAUCGGCCCCGGCGGCCUCGUCUUCAUCACCGGCAAGAUGGACGGACUCAUCAUGGUGAGCGGGCGCCGCCACAACGCCGACGACAUCGUCGCCACGGCGCUGGCGGUGGAGCCCAUGAAGUUCGUGUACCGGGGACGGAUAGCGGUGUUCUCUGUGACGGUGCUGAGGGAUGAGAGGAUCGUGGUGGUGGCCGAGCAGAGACCCGACUCCACAGAGGAGGACAGUUUCCAGUGGAUGAGUCGCGUCCUGCAGGCCAUAGACAGCAUCCACGGGGUCGGUGUCUUCUGCCUGGCUCUGGUUCCAGCCAACACUCUUCCCAAGACCCCUCUGGGCGGCAUCCACCUGUCGGAGAUCAAGCAGCUGUACCUGGAGGGAGGCCUGCAUCCCUGCAACGUCCUCAUGUGCCCCCACACCUGCGUCACCAACCUGCCCAAACCCCGGCAGAAACAGCCAGAGAUCGGACCCGCCUCUGUGAUGGUGGGUAAUCUGGUGUCGGGGAAGAGGAUCGCUCAGGCCAGCGGCAGAGACCUGGGACAGACCGACGACAACGACCAGUUCCUGUUCCUGUCGGAGGUUUUGCAGUGGAGAGCUCAGACGACUCCGGAUCACGUCCUCUACACCCUCCUCAGCUCCCGGGGGGCGGUGUCGAGCUCCCUCACCUGUCUGCAGCUGCACAAGAGGGCUGAGCGAGUGGCGGCGCUGCUGAUGGAGCGAGGAGGUCUGCAGGAGGGAGACCACGUCGCUCUGGUUUACCCCCCAGGUAUCGACCUGAUCGCAGCUUUCUACGGCUGCCUGUACGCCGGCUGUGUUCCCAUCACGGUGCGGCCGCCUCACCCCCAGAACAUCUCCACCACGCUGCCCACCGUCAAGAUGAUCGUCGAGGUGAGCCACUCGGCCUGUGUGAUGACCACAGCUGUGAUCUGUAAGCUGCUGCGCUCCAAAGAGGCCAUGGCCACCGUGGACAUCAGGAACUGGCCUCCAGUCCUGGACACAGACGACCUGCCAAAGAAGAAGCCUCCAGCUCUCUACAAGCCCACCAACCCCGACGGUCUGGCCUAUCUGGACUUCAGCGUGUCCACGACCGGGAUGCUGGCUGGAGUUCAGAUGUCCCACAAUGCCGUUGGGGCCUUCUGCCGGUCGGUGAAGCUGCAGUGUGAGCUCUACCCGUCCAGAGAGGUGGCCAUCUGCCUGGAUCCCUACUGCGGCCUCGGCUUCGUCCUCUGGUGUCUCUGCAGCGUCUACUCGGGCCACCAGUCCAUCCUGAUCCCUCCGGUGGAGCUGGAGUCCAACCCGGCGCUGUGGCUGCUGGCCGUCAGCCAGCUGAGGGUCCGAGACACCUUCUGCUCCUACAGCGUCAUGGAGCUCUGCACCAAAGGACUCGGCCUGCAGACCGAAGCACUCAAGGCUCGAGGUCUGGAUCUGUCCCGGGUUCGGGCCUGUGUUGUGGUGGCGGAGGAGAGGCCUCGGAUGUCGCUAACUCACUCCUUCUCGAAGCUCUUCAAAGAUCUCGGCCUUCACCCGCGAUCUGUCAGCACAGCGUUCGGCUGCAGAGUCAACCUGGCCAUCUGCCUGCAGGGCACGUCAGGACCGGACCCCACUACUGUGUAUGUAGACAUGAGGGCGCUGCGCCACGACAGGGUUCGGUUGGUGGAGAGAGGUUCUCCUCACAGUCUGCCCUUAAUGGAGUCCGGCAAGAUCCUGCCUGGAGUUCGUAUCAUCAUCGCCAACCCGGAGACCAAAGGGCCGCUGGGAGACUCGCAUCUCGGAGAGAUCUGGGUCCACAGCGCCCACAACGGCAGCGGUUACUACAGCGGUUACGGCGAGGAGGUCCUCCAGUCGGACCACUUCAACUCCAGACUCAGCUUCGGAGACACGCAGACGGUUUGGGCCAGAACCGGAUACCUGGGUUUCCUCCGUCGCACCGAGCUCACCGACGCCAAUGGAGAGAGACACGACGCUCUGUUCGUGGUCGGAGCUCUGGAGGAGGCCAUGGAGCUGAGGGGGAUGAGGUACCAUCCCAUAGACAUCGAGACCUCCGUCAUCCGCGCACACAAGAGCAUCAUGGAGUGUGCGGUGUUCCCCUGGACCAACCUGCUGGUGGUGGUGGUGGAGCUGGAGGGCUCCGAGCAGGAGGCCCUGGACCUGGUUCCCAUGGUGACCAAGGCGGUGCUGGAGGAGCACUACCUGAUCGUGGGCGUCGUCGUGGUGACGGACAUCGGCGUCAUCCCCAUCAACUCCCGCGGCGAGAAACAGCGCAUGCACCUCCGUGACGGCUUCUUACAAGACCAGCUAGACCCCAUCUACGUGGCCUACAACAUGUAGCCUGAGUGUGUUGCUGUGUGCGUUACCGCGUGUCUGUCGGAGUGUGUGUUUGUGUGCAGGGCGGAGAGAGAGAGAGGGAGUGAGCGAGCAUGCGUCUGUAUGCUGUGGAUAUUGCCGUUGUUGUUCAUUUAUUUCCCGAAAUCAAGAUGUACUGUAUUUUUGAACCUGCAUAUGGUGUGGUCUUAAAUUGUCCGUUUUCUUUAAAGUCGUGUUGUGCCGGUUGGUUGGUUGGAUGGAUGGAUGAUUGGUUGGUUGGUUGGACGGUUGGUUAGUUGAUUGGACAAUUGGAUGGAUGGUUGGUUGGCUGGUUGGUUCAUUGGUUAGUUGAUUGGACAAUUGGACAGUUGGUUGGUUGGUUGGACAGUUGGUUAAUUGAUUGGACAAUUGAUUGGUUGGUUGGUUAGACAGUUGGUUAAUUGAUUGGACAAUUGAUUGGUUGGACAGUUGAUUAAUUGAUUGGACAAUUGGUUGGUUGGUUGGUUGGUUGGUUGAUUGGUUGGUUGGUUGGUUGGUUGACUGGUUGGUUGGUUUUUUACACCCCCGCUCAAUCUCGUGACCGUUACCAGGAUCUCGUCACUGUAGAAAGCCUUAGAGGGGAACACUGUGGUCGGCCGUCGUCUUUCCAAGGUCUUAGGAGGUAAAAGUAGAAAAAUACUAGACUGUAUCUGUCAUCAUGUUUUACUGGUCGGGUCGAGGAAAAAAACUUACCCAGAUUUGUGGUAUUAUUUCGAAAAUUAGAACAGGGGCAGCCAGAUUCUUGUAAAAAAUAUAAAUAUUGUACAUAGACAUAAUAAUCUAUAUGGAGAGGUACCUAAAACACAGUGAGGUGUAGUAGCCCCUAUAUGCAGCUUUCUCCACCUGCACCCUGUGUGUGUCUGUUUGUGUGCAGAGUGUGUUCAUCUGUCUGUGUUGUUGUGCGACAGGGACGUUUGUUGUAGUUUCAGCGUGAAAUCAGGCACCGGUUUUAGACAGAGACGAUCAAAGAAGAGAUGUUUUUAUGGAGUUGAAACCCACAAAAAGAGCAAGUUGUGUGUUUUCAGUGUCCAAGGUGUAAGAAAAACUGCAAUGAUGCAUCUUUUUCCUUAUCUAGUCACGUCUGAAAGGCAAAAAAAAACGCCAUAAGUUUAAGUAAAAUGCAAAUUCUUUAUGUGUAAAUUAAAGCAAAACCUGCACAAUAACUGAAUCUGUUAAAAUUGCAGACAGAAACUCACAAAAAGAACAGCUUUGUGUGUUUUCAGUGUCCAAAGUGAAAGAAAAACUACAUCGAUGUGUUUUUUUUUCUGAAUAUAGUCACAUUUUAAAGGUUCCCUUUUAACACAAAUUUGUUUACAAUGCCAGUUUUUUUCACAUUUCAAGCAAAAAUGCCGCAAACUUUUAACAUAUACAACAAUUUGUGCAUGUUAAAAUGUUUUUAUGAAGGUAGAUACCCACAAAAAGGAACAGCUUUGUGUGUUUUCAGUGUCCAAAGUGAAAGAAAGACUAAAGUGAUGCAUCUUUUUCUGGAUCUAGCUACAUUUUAUAGGUUUUCUUUGACCUUUCUGGCAAAAAAACAACAUAAUUUUAAGUACAAGGUGAGUUCUUUCUGCAAAGGUUACAGCCAAAGUGCCACAAAUCUAAAUAAUUUAUACAUAUUAUAGUUGUUUUAUAGAAUUAAAGAACAAUUGUGUGUGUUUUCAGUGGCCAAAGUGAAAGAAAAACUACCCUGAUGCAUCUUUUUCUACAAUUAAAGGUUUUCUUUUACCUUUUUGGGAAACGAACAACAUCACUUUGACCCUUGUGGCACCACAAAAACACCACAAAUUUUAGCACAAGCCAAGUUCUUCGAGUAAAAAUGCAGCAAACAUUCAGGCCGGACAAUAAUUUGUGCACAUUAAAUGGUUUUAAUCGAGUUGAACCUGUUGGAACUGCAGAGCAAACAGCAACUGUAUGUGUUUUCAGUGCCUGAAGUGACAGAAAAUCUACUCUGGUGCAUCUUUUUCUGAAUCUAGUCACGUCUGAAAGGCAAAAAGCAAGUUCUAUCUGUAAAAUUCAAACUUUUAACAUGCACAUUAAUGUUUCUUCUUGCCAGUCAGUCAAUCUUUUGCUGAGUUUCUUGCAGUAAAGCUGUGAAAUUCAGCCCCUGAAGCACCCAAAGCAUCUCGUCGAGCAAAGUGCACUGUGUGAAUAUGAAAGAAAUGUAUUGUUAAUGUUAUUUAAAAGGAAUUUAAGGGAAACGCUGCGUCUUCGAUCAAAGCCGGCGGCGUCCAGGUGUUGCUGCAGCUCUUUUACAUAAAUGUUUUUUAUUCUUUUCAGUCUCCUCUGAGGGGACGCGGGAUGAUUAACGGGGCGAAAAAAGACGAACAUUAUGCUGCAGAUAAAAAAACACAAUGUCUUCUGACGUUUAUUGUGAAUUACUGUGAACUCCCGCCUCCUCGGGCCGUAUUCAGAUGAAACAGUGUGAUGUAAAACUCAAUUUUGUGUCUCGACAAGCCAAAAAGAUCUACUGCGCGUCAGGUUUUAGAGCAAAUGGAACUGCAGGAACAUCUGGAGGCUGUUGGGGGGGAGAAAAAGGGAAGUCCAGAUAAAGUUUACAUAGAGAAGCUCCUCUUGUAGCAAUAAUCCCCAAAGGAUGCUCUUUACUGCGGGAUUCGUCCUUCUGCAUGCCGCUCAGCUGAGGUCAUCUGCUGCAGAUUUAAACAUCACAAACCAGCUGUGGAGCUUCUGUGUCUUUUUACCAAGUUUCCUCAUGGUGUCCUCCGUCUCUAGUAAGAGUCUGUUCUGCUGCGUCACAGAAAGGCAGAAGAAUUGAGGCAGUUAAGGAUGUUUUUUAGUCAAAUGUCAGUUUAUAUGUUUAACCCUCUGAACACUAAGCUGUUUCUGGGUGUUAUUUGUUCGCCGUGGGUGAAGUUUUUAACAGAACAACCACUGCUACAAGAAAAUAGAAGCAAGAAAUGUCUUUUUUUUUGCGGUAUAACAUGGUGAAAAUGCCAUAAAUCAUAAAAAAACAAACAAAAAAACUACAAGUUUAAUUUUUUAAAAUUAUUUUUAAAAAAUACAAAAAACUAGAAUCAGCGUGUGCACCAUUUUCUCAUAGUGAUUACAAUAAAUUACAGAUACAAACAGUGACUCUGCAUACUAUAUUUAUAUUAAAUGAUACACAUUUUUAUUUCGUUUUCGUCUCCUGCAGCCUGCAGUUCAGCCAAAAACUCUGAUUUUUUGCCUCUUUACUCCCAGUCACAGUUGAGUCUCUCAUGGCUACAGAUUUGCUCUAAAGAGAGCAGAAUUUUUUAUUUUUUGCAGAAUCUGUUUAACAUAAACGAGCUAUUUUUGGUGAAUUUUUGAAUCAAACCUACUGAAUAAAAUGAUUUUUAUUCUGGAUUUGGUCACAUUUUCCACCACAGCAGAUGAUUAGUUCAAAGACUGUUGUAAAUCUGAUGAUCGGUUCUGUUUUUGCAGUUUCCGGCUCUGAUAAAAGAUGUUAUUUUUAUGGGGUUUUUUAAGAAAAAAAUAACAUCUUUCAAACCCCAUAAAGAUUUUAGGGUUUAGAGGGUUAAUGUGACGACUGCUGCUACUUAUUUUUAUGGAUUUAUCUUCAUGAUCUUCAACUGGAAAAAGCUAAAGAGACUUCAGUGAACAUUUCGUGCUGCUAAUAAUUCACAAAUCAAACAUCUUUUCUGUACGUUUUUACUGACAGUGACAAAUUAUCGUGUCUUAUUGUGUGUCGUUGAACCAAUCAUCAAAAAUUGCUGGUAAAAUUCCGUGUCGUGCAGAAACAUCAAUGACUUUUUAGGAGAUUUUAAUAGAUACACGUCAGAUUUAAACCAGAAACCUUUCAAAUCUGCAGUCUGUCGUCUCAUUAAUGUCAUAAAUUUUCAUUAUCUUACUGCUCAAAUCCAUCACAAGGGUGUCACCAUGAAAAAUGAACAUAAUUAUUUCCUCGCUGCCACCUUGUGGAGGUUUUGGUUCAUUGCAGCACAUCACAGAGAGCUUGACUAGUGAAAUGUCACAACUUUGUGGUUAAUUUAGCUCAAUAUUUAGACUUAAAUGGGAAUAUAAGCUGCUGUAAAACACGAAAAUAAAGAGAAUAUAAUGAAUCCUGCAGCAAAAUCUUGAUUAAAAGGACCUUUUUCAUGCAAACCUUGAAGAAAAAAUGAUGUUUUUUUGUUAUUUUAGAGAGAAAUCCUGAGUAAAGAGCAUCCUCUGGGCUUUGGUACAACAGCUACCACCUUUUAUGUGCACUGAUGUAGUGAGGCUAUAUAAGAUUAUAAGAUAAAGAACUAUAUUCAAAGUUUUAUCCCCAACUGUGAAUCCUGGGAAUCACUGCGACCUGCUGCAGGUGGCGUAAGAAAAGAAAACAGCUUUUAUUCAGGGUGUUAUUUAGAAAAGCUCAUCGUCUGUCUGCAUCUCUGUGGGUGAGUCGUGUGUGACGUCGUCUCAUCGCUCUUCUUCUUUGGUUUUACUUUCAUUUUCUCCACAUGUUUAUCAAAAGAAGAAGAAGAAAAAAAAACUUUAUGCAUAUCAGAAGUUGCUUAGCGCUUGUAUGGCUAACUUUGGGUUCGUUGGUAGCAGCGUAGCGGUCAUGUUUCAGUCCCUGAGGGUGUGUGUGUGUGUGUGUGUGUGUGUGUGUGUGUUUGUGUUUGUGUGUGAGGUGGAGGAUGUUGACGAAGAAGGACUCCCAUCAGAAACCCAGAGGAGGACUGGUGUGUGUGUUUAGAGCCGGAUGGGAGAUGGACUGCUUGGUGUGUGUGUGUGCGUGCGUGCGUGCGUGUGUGUGUGUAUAUUGUAUGUAAAUAGUGUUGAUUUUGUACGGUACAAGUGUGUGUGACUUGUUUUGUACACAUGAUAAAAAGAUUAAAUGACACUUUUAUAAGAGCCUGCUAUUGGCUCACCGUCACACUAUACAGUGCAAUAAAGUGCUUUGAUUGGCUAAAACUCA